Venustampulla echinocandica is the source of this 969-nucleotide messenger RNA. RefSeq lists its product as uncharacterized. The record is from RefSeq and is a predicted model, not a curated record. The transcript is spliced from 2 exons. The coding region runs from base 1 to 969 and encodes 322 amino acids. NCBI's taxonomy places the organism in Eukaryota, Fungi, Ascomycota, Leotiomycetes, Helotiales, Pleuroascaceae.
AUGGCAGGUCCAGGCAUACUUUCACGCUGGCCCACGCGUGCUACGAACCGUCGCACUCUCAGACAUUUCCAAGCAACUACAAGCCACUUCUUCACCCAAUCCUCACAGACGCAGAAUCAUCCGGCGCCAACGCCACUCCUCAAUGACCCCUCUGGAUUUGGCUUCAUCCGCUCAAAUCCUCGGACUCCCAAGCCCCGAUCUGCAGGCGUGACAGAGAUCCGUGGCCCUUAUUAUGCCGCUUAUGGACGGCACCAUCUGAAGGAUUUGUUGCAAACAAUGGGAACGCAUAUUGAUGGCCUUAAGUUUGCCGGGGGAAGUUUUAACUUAUUCCCAGAGAAGGAGUUGAGGGAGAUGAUAGACAUCAGUCAUGAGGGUGGUGUUUACGUGAGCACAGGCGGGUUUGUAGAACACCUUUUGACACAUCCCGACCCCCUCAACGUUGUUGAUAAGUAUUUUCGGAAAUGCAAGGACCUAGGCUUUGACGUCGUUGAGCUCUCGGCGGGGUUUCUCUCUUUCCCACCCGCUGACUGGCUCCGACUCAUUGAACUUGUCCAAUCCCACGGCCUCAAGCCAAAACCCGAGCUCGGAAUCCAAUUCGGUGCCGGGGGGGAUACCGAGGCUUCUGAGCUUAAAGCUACCGGAACUUCUGAUCCAACCAAGAUCAUCUCACUCGGGAAGCAAUUCAUCGAUGCCGGCGUGGAAAAGAUCAUGAUCGAGAGCGAGGGUAUCACUGAGAACGUAACGAACUGGCGGACAGAUGUAAUUCAGAAGAUAUUGAGCGACUUGCCCAUGGAAAAGUUGAUGUUCGAGGCAGCCGAACCCAAGGUGUUUAACUGGUAUGUAAGGGAGUUUGGAGUCGACAUUAAUUUAUUUGUAGAUCAUAGUCAGAUUGUACAGUUGACGUGUUUGAGAACGGGCAUUUGGGGCAUGGCUGAUACAUUUGGAAGAAUUGCGAGUUUUAGGAAAUAA